This is a messenger RNA of Pogona vitticeps (central bearded dragon), 1974 nucleotides long. The record is from RefSeq and is a predicted model, not a curated record. Lineage: Eukaryota; Metazoa; Chordata; Lepidosauria; Squamata; Agamidae.
AUGAACGUGCUGGAGGGGCAGCAGCCCCCCAACGCGCACGAUCUACUGGACGCGGCGGCCGCCGUCUACUGCGACAACCGGAGCCUUUUCCAGAGCCCUGCCCAGCAGAGACCGGUCGCCCACGCCGGGGGUUACGGCCUGGGCGAGCCGGGGCCGCCGCCGCCGCCGUCGGUGGCGCCGGACCUGAGCUGGCUCUCGCUGGCUGCCGGGCAGCCGGACUUCUUCAAGCUGGUGCGCCCGCCUUACUCCUACUCGGCGCUCAUCGCCAUGGCCAUCCAGAGCGCGCCGGACAAGAAGCUCACCUUGAGCCAGAUCUACCAGUACGUGGCCGGCAACUUCCCUUUCUACAAGAAGAGCAAAGCCGGCUGGCAGAACUCCAUUCGCCACAACCUCUCCCUCAACGACUGCUUCAAGAAGGUGCCCCGCAACGAGGACGACCCGGGCAAAGGCAAUUAUUGGACCCUGGAUCCCAACUGUGAGAAGAUGUUUGAUAACGGCAACUUCAGAAGAAAGAGGAAACGACGAUCUGACACAGCUCAUGGGCCUGGAGUGCCUAACAAAGCAGAGGACAAAAGUAACAGUUGCAUUGUCCAACAAAGCCCUGACCCUCACAAUUUGGGCUCUGGUCAGCUGCGGUGCUCGGCUGGGUCAGGGAAUGACUGCAAACCAACCAGCCUGAACUCUAACCACUGUUUCUCCACCUUUGUCUCCACCAUGAAUGCUGUGGCCCAAAGCCGGAAUGGCUUCCCCAGGCAGCUCACAGGUGGGCAAGGCUGUGAAUUUACACCUGGGAGACAGCAUGGGCCUGGAUUAAGUUCCUCUUGCACUGGCUCCAGCAGCAAUCCAACCCUGGGAUUCGAACUCAGUACUCAAUCCAGCUCCAGGAUGAAUUACUACACUGGUGGUGGUGGGCAGUCGAGCUGGCUCAGCACUCCAGUCCUGAGUACCUUCAGUGUGAACAAUCUGAUUUACAGCAGAGAAGGGACAGAAGUUUGAAGUAAUAAUGGAACAACUUUUGUUUGAAGUAUUACCCACAGACAAUCUUUCUUGAGUGCCUAGACAUUUCACCUUCUGAUAGGAUGGUGAUUUCUAUUGUUUUCUGUCUUGUGCCCAGCAUGCAACAAAAGUCAUUUUAGAACGGUUAUAGAUGUGCCUUUCAACCGCCGACCUCUCACACCCUCACUUACUUUUCUUCAGGUUCUCUCCCUUCAUUCUGUCUUUUUCUCGAUCCCUCCCCAUUCUCCUCCUCUUGAAAAAUCCUAAACUAGAAAGAAAUGUUGCAGCCCAUGUAAACACUUUAGACUAGGAGUUGGGCUGCUUGUGGCUUUGUAGAUGCCUGACUGUGACUCCCUUUGGAUAUGUCAGCUAGGACUAAUGGGGGUGGAAAACCAACAUCAGGAGCACCCCAAUUUAUUAUCCUUCUUUUAGAUCCCCUUGAGACCAAGGCACACUACAGUUGUGUGGAACCUGCUUGAUACCAUAGAUUGCAGGGCGAGUAGGAAUGAUUCCUUCACAGAGGUUAUUUCAUCAGGAUGUCAUUCAGUUGGGACACAAGCAUCUUUCACCUGCAGGAAAUAAAUCACUGAAAGAUCCUUCUUCUCCUGGCACUUCUGUUAAAUGAGCCUGGGCAGAAGAACCUCUAGAUGGAUGGUCCUGUCGAUCAGUCAAUGGCCUGAUGUGCCACCUGUAUUUUCCACCUCUAGGCUCUGCCCUGUUGGACAGGCUGUUUGCAAUAACAGCUUUGCUACACAUUAAAUGGUAAGCAACGAAGACCAGAAUCCUAUUUAUCCCUUCCUCUCCCAUAACAAUCCUUGGAUUUCAUUUUAAGGAAUCGUGUCCCCUCUUAUUUAGCUGCUUUGUUUACAUUCUUAACACUAUGGCCUUAGGUACUUUUUUUAAAAACAAAGAAACAAAAUGCACUAAUCUACAGCAUAGGAAUGUUUUGAAAUAUGUGUAGUUGUUGGACACACCUGG